AUGACUGCAGUGGCGAAACUGAAUCGUUAUUUCCGAAGACUUAUUCGUUUCCGGCAAAUGGAUUUUGAAUUUGCGCUAUGGCAAAUGAUUUAUCUGCUUAUCAAACCACAAAAAGUUUACCGCAAUUUCAUGUAUCGUAAACGUUCGUUUGCGUCGAAUAAUUUUUUGAGAAGAGUGGAUGACCAGGAUGUGGAAUGGGGCUACUGCUUUGAUGUGCAUCUGAAUGCCUUCUUCCCGAUGCUUAUGCUUCUUCAUGUUCUUUUGCCGCUCACCUUUUCA
Molecule: messenger RNA, 279 nt
Organism: Gongylonema pulchrum
Lineage: Eukaryota; Metazoa; Nematoda; Chromadorea; Rhabditida; Gongylonematidae
Source: the annotation of a GenBank genome assembly